CGACCGCUGCUCCGCCCUGGCUUCCUACGGUCUGUGUUUCUGCCCUCGCUCCCGCAGCUUUGCCUUGCGCGAGUUGGCGUGGUAGAGCGUGCGGGUCCGAGGCCGGAGCGUCCGGGUCCGCAGCGGGCAGGCACGACUGUGCAGCCCGGGGAGGCCGAGGGCCGGGCUGACAGGGGUGUCAAGACCCGGGCCCGGCGCGGCCUCCUAGAGCCAUUCCAAGUACUUCUCCAGACGUUUCCUUCAGCAGCAGAAGAUGACUACAUCGUUGGGCCCGCUGUCCUUCAGGGACGUGGCUGUGGCCUUCACCCAGGAGGAGUGGCAGCGGCUGGGCUCUGAGGAGAAGACGACGUACAGGGACGUGAUGCUGGAGACCUACAGCAACCUCGUCUCCGUGGGGUGUCACAUUAUCAAACCGGAUGUUAUCAUCAAGUUGGAACAAGGAGAAGAGCCAUGGAUAGUAGAAGGAGCGUUCUCACCUCAGAGCUAUCCAGAUGACCUCUGGCCGGCAGAUGACCUGAUGGAGAAAGGCCUGGGCGAUGGACAGAAGCUCUCAAGGGCAGCUGUGCUCAGACACAGAAGCAUGAUCAGAAAGACGGGCGAUGUUGCCGGCGAAGCCGCUGCUGUAGAAACACUUGUUCCUUCGGGGAAAGUCAUCCCUAAAUGCAGCUCCUGCGCCAAGAGCUUGACGUGUAUCUCCGCCUUCAUCAGCAGCGAUGGAAGCUACGCAAAGAUGAAGCCCAAUGUCUGUGCUGGGUGUGGGAAAUCGCUGCUCCAUGCUAAGCCCGAGAAAACACAUCCAGGAGAUGAUUCUUACGAAUUUAGUCAGAAUGAAGACGAUUACACUCUAAGUGAAGAGAAUUUUUACCAAAAAAUUUGUACUUUGGAGAAGCCCUUUGAAUAUGCUGAGCGCCAGAAAUCCUUCCCAAAGAACACUGUUUUCGCUGAUCCCAUGGAAGAGAAGCCCUACGACUGGAGUGAAUCUGAGAUGGCUUUCCUGCAGAUGUCAGAGCUCGGUGUCCACCAGAGUUCUCACGUGGAAAUGAAACCCUACGAGUGCCGGGAGUGCGGGAAGGCCUUCUGUAAAAAGUCAAAAUUCAUCAUCCACCAGAGAACUCACACAGGAGAGAAACCGUUUAAGUGUAACCAGUGUGGGAAGUCCUUCUGCCAGAAGGGCACCCUCACCGUCCACCAGAGGACACACACGGGGGAGAAGCCCUAUGAAUGUAACGAGUGCGGGAAGACCUUCUACCAGAAGCUACACCUCAUCCAGCACCAGAGAACUCACUCGGGAGAGAAGCCCUAUGAAUGCAGCUACUGUGGGAAGUCCUUCUGCCAGAAGACGCACCUCACGCAGCACCAGAGGACACACUCAGGCGAGAGGCCCUACAUCUGUCCCGACUGUGGAAAGACUUUCUCCCAGAAGUCAGCCCUUAACGACCACCAGAAGAUCCACAGCGGGGUGAAGCUGUACAAGUGCAGCGAGUGUGGCAAGUGCUUCUGCCGCAAGUCCACACUCACCACGCACAUGAGGACGCACACCGGGGAGAAGCCCUACGAGUGCAACGAGUGCGGGAAGUUCUUCUCCAGGCUCUCCUACCUGACUGUGCACUACAGGACCCACUCGGGGGAGAAGCCCUACGAGUGUGCCGAGUGCGGGAAGACCUUCUACCUGAACUCGGCCCUCAUGCGGCACCAGAGGGUGCACACGGGGGAGAAGCCCUACGAGUGUGCCGAGUGCGGGAAGCUGUUCUCACAGCUGUCCUACCUGACCGUGCACCACCGCACCCACUCGGGAGUGAAGCCCUACGAGUGCAGCGAGUGCGGGAAGACCUUCUACCAGAACUCGGCCCUGUGCCGGCACCGGAGAAUCCACAGAGGGGAGAAGCCCUACGAGUGCUACAUAUGCGGGAAGUUCUUCUCGCAGAUGUCCUACCUCACCAUCCACCACCGCAUCCACUCCGGGGAGAAGCCCUACGAGUGCAGCGAGUGCGGGAAGACCUUCUGCCAGAACUCCGCCCUGAACAGGCACCAGCGGACACACACAGGGGAAAAAGCCUAUGAGUGUUACGAGUGUGGGAAGUGCUUCUCGCAGAUGUCCUACCUCACCAUCCACCACCGCAUCCACUCAGGGGAGAAGCCCUUUGAAUGCAGCGAGUGCGGGAAGGCCUUCUCUCGGAUGUCCUACCUCACCGUGCACUACAGAACACACUCGGGAGAGAAGCCCUACGAGUGUGCCGAGUGCGGGAAGAAGUUCUACCACAAGUCAGCGUUCAAUAGCCAUCAGAGGAUUCACCGAAGAGGGAGCGCCAUGUAGCUGUGUGGGAGGACUCAGAUGACCGCCUCAGUGAGCGAGUGGAGCCCUGUGUACAUUCGGUCCUCAGCACCCAUAGCUUCCAUAGCCAAGGGUUCAGCGAACCAGAACCACUUAGGGAGAAGGUUUAUCUGUACUGGAUAUAUACAGACAUGUUUCUUGUACAAUAUAACAAUGUUGGUAUUGCAUUUGUAUGAUAUUAAACAUUAUAGAUAAUCUAGAGAUGAGUUAAAAAUACAUAGGAAGAUUAUGUACACAAAUACAGCAUUUUACAUAGGGACUUAAUAAACUGCAGACUUUGGUGUCCAGGUGGUCCUAGAACCACACUCACACAUACAAAGGAUACUUUAUCAGAGAGGCCACACAAGUGAGCAGGACAUGUCCAUGUGAAGUGGAUCCAUCUGGAAAUUCACAGGGCAGAAGCCACAGUUGUGAAAAGAGCACAUA
This is a messenger RNA of Myodes glareolus (Bank vole), 2758 nucleotides long. It is a transcript of the gene Znf12, whose product is annotated as zinc finger protein 12. Gene Ontology annotation, biological process: regulation of transcription by RNA polymerase II. Gene Ontology annotation, cellular component: nucleus. NCBI's taxonomy places the organism in Eukaryota, Metazoa, Chordata, Mammalia, Rodentia, Cricetidae. The record is from RefSeq and is a predicted model, not a curated record. Gene Ontology annotation, molecular function: RNA polymerase II cis-regulatory region sequence-specific DNA binding; DNA-binding transcription activator activity, RNA polymerase II-specific.